CCGCUUGGUAGUUGACUUGGGAGUUGGCACAUCAACGGGUCAUGGACGCCAGACCGGGAAAAAGAGAGAGAGAGAGAGAACUGAGAACAUGAACAUAUAGCUGAAGAUAGAAGAAAGUAAAAUCUUUGGAUUGAUUUCUAUCUUCAUUAAUCUUAGCUUUGAUAGUUUUAGUUGUGUUGUUCCAUUUCGAUCAAUUCAGCAAAAUCCGUUCACUCUUGACAAACUAUGGUGUUGGGAGAGGUCUUUCUCGGGGCAUUCCUUCAAGUGCUGCUUGACAGGUUGAGCCAUAGGGCGAUCAUCAACUUUGCAAGCCUACGUGGUGUGAAUGUGGACAAGAAGCUCAAGAAAUGGAGUUCAACGCUAUCUGCAAUCGGAGCUGUGCUUUAUGAUGCGGAGGAGAAGCAACUUACGAGCGAGGCUGUCAAACUGUGGCUGGAUGAUCUCAAAGACUUGGCUUAUGAUGUUGAAGACAUCUUAGACAAGUUUUCCAUCGAGGUGUUACGACGCAGAGUCAAGGAGCAACAUGGAGCUGCUACCAUAAGUAAGGUACGGAGCCUAAUUCCCCAAGCUAAAUUCAACUUCAAUAUGCACUCUAAAAUCAAGGAGAUCACCGAUAGACUCCGAGACAUAUCUGAACGAAAAGAAUCGCUUCGUUUGAACGAUAUUGGGAUGUCUAGUAAUCAUUAUAGGGCAUGGAAAAUGCCACCGAGUUCGUGUCGACCAGAUGGACCUGUGAUCGGAAGGGACUGGGAUAAAAGCCAGAUUGUUGGAGUUUUGUCCGGAGCCGAGCCCAGUGCCAUCAAUUUUCAUGUUGUGGCCAUUCUUGGCAUGGCAGGAGUUGGAAAGACAACACUUGCAGGACAUGCAUUCAACGACGACGAUGAUGCCAUGCAACAGUUUGACCUUAAGGUGUGGGUAUAUGUGUCUGAUGACUUCAAUAUAGUGAGAGUGACAAAGGCAAUUCUCGAAUCAAUUACAUCGGAGCACUGUAAGUUGAAGGAGUUCAGUAAAGUCCAGGAUAAUCUCAGUAAGGAGUUGACGGGCAAAAAGUUUCUCAUUGUUUUAGAUGAUGUUUGGGAUACAUGUGACUACGAUAUGUGGACCAAAUUGCAAUCUCCCUUUCGUGUUGGAGCACUAGGAAGUAAGAUACUAGUGACAACGCGCCAUGAAUCAGUUGCAAGAAUGAUGGGAGCCAUACAAGUUCAUAAUUUGAAGUGUAUAUCAAGUGAUGAUUGUUGGCAGGUAUUUGAACAACAUUCAUUCUUGAACGUUAACAACAGCAGACCACAUAAUUUUGAGUCGCUUCGGGACAAGAUUACUGCGAAAUGCAAUGGAUUGCCUUUGGCUGCAAGGACGCUUGGUGGACUUUUACGGUGCAAAGAAAUUGGUGAAUGGGAAGAAAUACUGGACAACAAAUUAUGGAGUCUAUCAGAUAAGAGUGGUAUUCUCCCAGUAUUGAAACUGAGUUAUCACUCUCUCUCUUCGAACCUAAAAAGAUGCUUUGCUUAUUGCUCAAUACUUCCAAAUGACUAUGAAUUCAGUGAGAAGCAGUUGAUCCUUCUUUGGAUGGCAGAGGGUUUGAUACAGCAUCCAGAACAAAGUAGACAAAUGGAAGAUUUGGGUGGCGAGUAUUUUCAGGAGCUAUUAUCUAGGUCAUUAUUUCAAAAAUCAAACAAGGACAGUUCACAAUAUGUUAUGCAUGACCUCAUUAGUGAAUUGGCACGGUGGGCUGCAGGAGAAGUUUGUUUCAGACUGGAGGACAAUGUGGAUGAUAACAUGCAACAUCUUAGGUGUUCUCCAAAAGCUCGACAUUCUUCUUACAUUUCUGGUGAGUUUGAUGGGAUUACAAAGUUUGUAGCCUUUUCCGAAGCCAAACGUUUGCGGACGUUCCUGCCAUUUACACUUUCUGAAAAUCCACAGAAUUACUUGACCUGUAAGGUUACUCUUGAUUUAGUGCCGAAAUUGCAAUACUUGAGGGUCCUGUCUUUCAAUAGCUACCAGAUAACCGAGCUACCAGAUUCAAUAGGUAAACUGAAGUAUCUACGGUACCUUGAUGUUUCUCACACGCCAAUAAGGAGCUUACCUGAAUCAACAAGCACACUUUAUAACUUACAGGUAUUGAUAUUAGAAAGUUGUUCUCUUUUGGAGGCACUACCUACACAUAUGAGGAAUCUCAUUAAUUUGCGUCAUCUCAACAAUUCAAGUGUACAUUCGUUGAAGGGAAUGCCUAUGCAACUAGGUCGGUUAACUAAUCUGCAAACACUUGCUGAUUUUGUUGUGGGUAAGGGUAGUGAGUCGGGGAUAAGAGAGAUAGGUCCUCUACUGCAUCUCCGGGGGACAUUACACCUCUCAAGACUGGAGAAUGUGACUGAUGUUGAAGAUGCAAGGAGGGCCGACUUAAUUAGCAAAAAAGGGCUUGAUGUCUUGCUACUACAGUGGCAUGAGUUGAACGGCACGGGAGAAAGGGAAGCAGAUGUUCUUGACAUGUUACAACCUCAUAGAAAGCUAAAAGAACUCACCAUACGGCGAUACACUGGUGAAAAAAUUUCUGCUUGGGUGGGAAGUCCUUCAUUCACUAGCAUGGUACUUGUAAACUUGGAAGAUUGUAGUAAAUGCAGAUUCUUGCCACCACUUGGACAGUUACCUUCUCUCAAGGAGCUUUUCAUAAAAGGAAUGUCUGGAGUGGAAAGCGUGGGUUCUGAGUUCUAUGGAGAGGGUAGCUUGCCGUUUCCACUAUUAGAGACCCUUUCAUUUCAGAAUAUGCAAGGAUGGAAGGAGUGGAUUCCUCUUGAACGACAUCAGGGAACUAUAGAUUUUCCUUGCCUGAAAAAGCUUUCCAUUUAUGCAUGCCCCAAACUGGAGGGUGUGGUGCCAGAGAACCUUGAUUCAUUAGAAGAGCUUGUGGUUCGUGAAUGUGACCAACUGGUGGUUUCAAUUGCCAACUAUAAAGAACUUUCCGUAUUAUGCAUCCGCUAUUGCAAAGGGGUUGUAUACACAAGUGUGGUUGACUUUCAGUUAUUAGAUUUGGAGAUAACUGGCUGUGAGGAGCUGACAUGUUCAUUGCAGAAUGAGGAUGGAUUUCUGCAAAACCUUAUGUCACUUCGUCAUUUGAGUAUUGAAGGUAACUCACAUCUUGUUCAAUUGCAUCACCUCAGAUUACUACAAGAGCUUCACAUUGAUAAGUGGCCAAGCCUAGUUUCUUUUCCAUUGGCUAGUUUGCCACCUUCUCUUAAAGAUAUAAAGAUUCGAGGUUGCGAUUCUCUUACUUAUUUUGCAAGAUAUCAGAUACCGCCAAGUCUAAGGAGAAUAGAGAUAAAUAGAUGCCAAAAUUUGAAAUCAUUGGUGGAGGAUGAGGAGGCGAUAGGGGGCUCUUCAUCUUCUUCUCCUUGUUUGAUUCAGGAUGAGGAGUCCUGUCUCGAGUAUUUGAGCAUAUGGAACUGUCCAUCUUUGAUAACUCUAUCAUCCAGAGUCAAGCUACCCAGGGCGCUUAAACACCUUCAGAUACAUACUUGCAGACAACUGGAGUCAAUAGCUGAUGCAUUACAUGAUAACAUUUCUCUCGAGUACAUUCACAUCUGGUAUUGCUCAAAUCUCCAAUAUUUACCAGAAGGUCUUUACCACCUCUCCAAUCUUCAGAAGUUGAGUAUUUAUGGUUGUAGAAGUCUUGUUUCCUUCCCGACAGGAGGGUUCCCAAGAAGUCCUUCCAACUUGAGAGAGUUUGAGAUCACCAGUUGUGAGAAAUUGGAGGCCUUACCCAAAGGCAUGCACAACCUCAACUCUCUUGAGAUAUUAAGGAUCCCCUAUUGUGAAGGUUUCACUUCCUUCCUAGAAGAAGGGUUGCCUCCUAACCUUCAGUCUCUUAAAGUUCUGAAUCUCAAGAGUUGUAAACCACUAUUCGAAUGCGGCUUGCACAGACUCACAUCUCUUAGAGAGUUGUGGAUCAGUGGUGAAGAUCCGGAACUGGUUUCCUUUCCACCCAAGAAAGAGAUGGUGCUUCCCAAAUCUCUCAUUAAGCUCAUAAUCGAAGACUUUCUGAAUCUCAAGUAUCUACUCAGCAAAGGGUUUCAGUCCCUCACAUCUCUUAAAAGCCUCUAUAUCUGGAGUUGCCCCAAGCUACUGUCCAUUCCAGAUGAGGGCAGGCUUCUUUCACUGACACAACUUAGUAUCCGUCACUGUCCACUGCUAGAAGUGAGAUGCAAACCAGGUAAAGGUCAGUAUUGGCGCUCCAUAGCCCACAUUCCUUACAUAUGGUUGGGAGACAAGAGAAUUCAAGCUCUGUGAUUACAACUGAUACAAGAGAAAACAGUUGGAAUCUGAAAUUGUAAUAUUCCCUUCCAGCAGACAUGUUUUCAGAGCUUGGUGCACUUCAUUGCCAUUGUAGCUGCAGAAAUCAAUAUUAAUCAGUAAAACCUUUUUACCUUCAUGAGUUCUGCAAACUAGGGCAGUAUUUUACAACGACAACAGCUUGGAGGUCAAUAUUUGAUUUGUUUCUACCCGAAUGUGGGUUGUAAAGGGUCAGGAUUCAGGAGACUCAGCAGUCGAUCAGGACUCAGACUCCAAAAGAAAAAAAACAGAAGAUAUGUAGGGCAAACCCUUGAAGGAGUAAAGCAGCAUGGAAGUUAGAGAAAUUGUCUUUCUAAUGGAGCCUUCUGAUGGCGAAACUGCCGUGGAAUAUAUUGAGUUGCUGUUCAAGAUGAUCGAUUCAGAAAAUGCUGGCAUCUCCUUGAUUGUGCAGGAAUUUCUGUGUACAACUUGAAAGCUAUUUACUUAAGAAGUGGGCAAUGUUGAGUCUCUAGAAAGCAGCC
Molecule: messenger RNA, 4805 nt
Organism: Rosa rugosa (rugosa rose)
Lineage: Eukaryota; Viridiplantae; Streptophyta; Magnoliopsida; Rosales; Rosaceae
Product: putative disease resistance RPP13-like protein 1
Exons: 4
Coding region: 226-4281 (1351 amino acids)
Biological process (GO): defense response to other organism
Molecular function (GO): ADP binding
Source: RefSeq, a predicted model, not a curated record